AUGUCACUCAAGGCCGCAGCCAAAGAGCGUCUGCUAUGGGCGAUACGGCAGGUCGUCGUGCCGUUUGGACGUGUUGUUCUGUUGGUUGACCAGCGCAGUCUACGCGUCGUAUCAGCGUGCUGCACGGUUAGCGAACUUCUAGAUGAGGGAGUCGACCUCGUCGAACUCAUCACUAAGAGGCGGCAGCCCAUGAAAAACAGGGUAGCGGUCUACCUGCUCAGCGAAGACAUAGGAUCUGUCGACUACUUCCUUGAUGACUUCGAAGAGGGCUCAGAAAUAUACAAGUCGGCGUUUUUAGUGUUCAAUUGCCACCUCGAGGACGACCGUGCGCUGCGCAAGAUCGCGGAAGAGGUGGACACAGAACGGGUGCUAGGAUGCGUCGAGCUCCAUCUCAACUUCAUCGCAUACGAGGAACGUAUCUUCCACGGUAACAUGGGAUUUACGUUGCUCAACCUCUACCCAACCCACAUAGGCAGCAUCGCAAAAUCCAUCGCCUCGAGGUUGGCAUCACUCUGCUCAGUGCUCGGAAGCAUGCCGCAAAUCAGGUACCACGCAGUGGCGAGCGGACUUCCGCAGCUCGUCGCAAAGGCCACGUCUGAGCUUAUCAUGGCUACCGCCGGUGAGGUGACACGUAAGCCGGGCGACGUGUUGCUUGUGCUUGAUCGGUCCAUAGACCCUGUGCCGUUGCACAUCCACGAAUAUACGUACCAGGCAUUUGUGUACGACGUCUUGCGCAUACCCUGUUGUAGCGACCCUGUAGAGCAGAGAAAGGACGACAUCUGGGAGUUCGAUUACGUUGCCACCUCCGGGAAACGCGAAAAACGCGGAGUUAUGUUAUCCGGCCAGACGGACGUGCUCUGGAAGCGAUUCAAGCAUCUGCACAUUCAGAAGGUCAAUGAGGUGGUAUCGGAGGAAAUCGAGAAAUUUGCUGGUGAAGCCGCCAACGGCACAUUACACAAUGCCAAAGGCACGCACGAAGUGUUGAAAGCUGUGAGAGAACUUCCGAAGACAAGGUAUUUAGUGGAAAAGUACUACGCACACAUUACACUGACGGAACGUUCGUUCGAGCAACUUGAGGCCAAGAAGCUGGUUAAGGUCGGGGAACUCGAACAGGACCUCGCCACCAAUGUCGAUCAUCAUGGCAAUAAACUGAGCCACUCCAAGGCGCUCCAACAACUCAAUACUUUUCUCGAGGAUGUAGGAAUCGACGAUGAAACCAAGAUAAGGCUCAUCUUGCUGUACGUUUCGGUUUACCGAAACGUUACGCAAACCCAUAUUUCCGAACUACUGCGAACUGCCCACCUUUCGAAUCUCGACGCAACCGUCGUUGAAAAAUUCGUAGAACUGGGUAUAGCUUCGGUGUUCACUCCUUCCGGGGCAGCUGUUUCACCCCGGUCUGCAGGAUCGAAUAAGAUAUCCCACCGGCUGCACGACAAAUGCGACGCACAUACGUACUACAAAAAGCACGGCAAUGGGGGAGAGUACGAACUGUCACGAUACCAGCCCGAUAUCAUGCACGUCAUAGGACGGGUUAUCUCCGGUACGCUCGAAGAUGAGAAGUUCCCAAGCGUGCAGACGGAAGCUGCCAAUAAACAGCAAGAUCCAAGAGGCGGGCGCAUCAUGGUGUAUAUCAUAGGUGGAAUAACAUUUUCGGAGAUGAGAACCGUCCACGACAUGGCCGAAAAGAUGCAGGCAGAUGUCUACCUUGGGGGAGAUUCCAUCCUUGUUCCAAGUGACGUCCUAGAGAACAUGAAACACGCAUUCUCUGCCGUGGAGAAAACGUAG
Babesia ovata is the source of this 1785-nucleotide messenger RNA. Its product is annotated as syntaxin binding protein. Bases 1 to 1785 code for a protein of 594 amino acids. The record is from RefSeq and is a predicted model, not a curated record. NCBI's taxonomy places the organism in Eukaryota, Apicomplexa, Aconoidasida, Piroplasmida, Babesiidae. Gene Ontology annotation, biological process: vesicle-mediated transport; intracellular protein transport. The transcript has 2 exons.